AUGCCGGUGGACAUCAGCUUCACUGAUAGACUGGGCAAUAUUGUGUCUCUGACGAAUGUCUUUAUUUCAGCAGGGGAUGAUGGAGACGCAGCUCGUAACAAGGCAAGGGAGCUAGAAAGUGGGAUUCUGGAGUCUGCUUCUUCUCCGGAAGAGUACCACCGACAGCUGCAAGAAGCCUUACAAGCCUCACAUACACAGGAUGUAGCGCCGUUGGACGAACUAGACCCACCACAAGAGCCCGAGAUAUUGAACCAUGAAGGUCCCAGCUUUGGAGCCUACGAAUUCGCAACUUACCACACAGACGGGCAAACGUCGUCCAUUUUCAAAGCGCAGACAAAGGACAACAACGCCCCUGUUCGAAUCGUGGCCCUCAAAGUUACUCAUCCAGCAAUGAUGGCUCCACCACAUAACUCAGAACGAGAAGCCCGGCUACUUAUCAAGGCGCGCCAUGAGAACGUGGUGCCUCUUCUAGACACCCUUCACGAAUCAGGAGGAAAAUUCAUCCUGGUCUUCCCUUUUCUCAGGCAGGAUCUGGAAAAUCUGCUCAGAUCCGGCAGAUUGGACAAGAAGCAGGCAGGUAUGGUGUUUGACGGACUCUUCCAAGCCUUGGAACAUAUUCACGCACAAGACAUAAUUCAUAGAGACAUCAAGCCAUCCAACAUCCUGCUAAAGUCGAUGACCGGACCAGUCUACCUGAUAGAUUUCGGCAUCGCAUGGUCUCCAGACGACAAGGACUCGGAGCCUGUGGAUUCCAAGAUCACUGAUGUCGGUACAACUUGCUAUCGCCCACCAGAGAUUCUUUUUGGAGAUCGCUCAUACGACACGUCGUUGGACAUGUGGGCAGCGGGCUGUGUUGUCGCAGAGAUUGUGAAGGACGGCCACUAUCCAAUGUUUGAUGCUGGUGCCUUGGGAAGCGAGCUCAGUCUGAUCAGGUCCAUAUUCACAACAUUGGGAACGCCGGAUGCGGACAUUUGGCCCUCUGCAGAAGCAUGUCGUGACUGGGGCAAGAUGCGAUUCCAGAAGUACCCUGCCAAACCGUGGAAUGACAUUCUCCCUGGAGCUCCGGUGUCUGCUGUUGACUUUGUCUCCAGGACUGUUUGCUAUGAAAAGACAAGGAGGUUGACAGCGAAAGAAGCCCUGCGGCAUGACUUAAAGUCUAUCAUCGGGAGAUGA
Molecule: messenger RNA, 1173 nt
Organism: Fonsecaea erecta
Lineage: Eukaryota; Fungi; Ascomycota; Eurotiomycetes; Chaetothyriales; Herpotrichiellaceae
Product: cyclin-dependent kinase
Exons: 3
Coding region: 1-1173 (390 amino acids)
Biological process (GO): protein phosphorylation
Cellular component (GO): nucleus; cytoplasm
Molecular function (GO): cyclin-dependent protein serine/threonine kinase activity; ATP binding
Source: RefSeq, a predicted model, not a curated record